Messenger RNA from Fomitopsis serialis, 1417 nucleotides. RefSeq lists its product as uncharacterized. Bases 74 to 1315 code for a protein of 413 amino acids. Lineage: Eukaryota; Fungi; Basidiomycota; Agaricomycetes; Polyporales; Fomitopsidaceae. The transcript is spliced from 8 exons. The record is from RefSeq and is a predicted model, not a curated record.
CAUAUAUCUCAUUCAUCAUGGACGAGCCCACUAAUUCGUAUGCCCCCCAGAGUUUGACAAUACACAGACGGUGAUGCCUCUUCACAUUCGACCAGCGGUACGCGGACGCGCAUGCAUUCUGUGUAACCGCCACAUCUGCGCCACACACCUAGGAGAGGACCAUCACCGAUGCCCCCUGGUUUCUACUGAUCCUGAACGUUGGGAGCAAGAAAUGCGCGAGCCGCGGGGAAGAGAUGGCGGCCAUGCCACUCGUCUCAACCUGACCGCACUACAGGCCAGGGCGAGUACGCUGAGAGGAGGGAUGGGAGGCCAGAACUAUCACAUUGAGGUCCUGUUUGCCGACGGGGUAUCAUGGCUGUGUCGCGUCCAGCGACAAAACGCGGAGUCCCCACCCUCGAUAUCCGAAUCGGGUCCUCUCAGCGAGGCUGCCACGCUCAAGUUCCUAUCCACCACUUCCGUACCCGUGCCGAAGGUGUUUGACGUUUCGGCGAGGGCCCCGGGAACGAUUGGACGGCCGUCCCUCGACUGGUACGACCUAGAUGACGCCGGAAAGCGGAAGAUCUUGGAGCAGUUCGCAGGCAUACAGGCUGAACUGGCGACGCACCCUCUCCCUGCCAUCGGGUGUAUCAGGCAGCCCGGUUCGUCCCAGAUCGGGCCGCUCGUUCAUGAAAGAACAGCCACCAGGAGCGAGAGCGGGGAACUGCAUCUCCUAGGCCCGUACAGGUCUGCGCUCGACAUGUACACGGCAUUCGCGAAGCGCCAGAUCGACAACAUCCUGAACGAGGAACUCUACGUUGACAGUCCGACUGUCCCUCUGCUUGUCUACCGAUACCUCCUCGACAGAUCCGGAGCCAUGCCGAGCGAUCACAUCUUCGUGGACCAGUCGCUCAACAUCGUGAGCGUCAUUGACUGGGAGUGGGCCCAGACGAUGCCCAUGGAUUUCGCGUUCUGCGCACCCCUCUUCCUGCUCGACGUCGGAGAGUUCUACGACGGUAGGAACGAGCUUUCGGCGGAUGAGGCUCUGUUCGCUUCCGCCUUGGAGAGGGUGGGACGAAAAGACCUUGCCGCGUGCGUCCGCAGUGGGCGCAUCAACCAUCGACUGGUCUUCUGUCUGGAGGAGAACGUCGGCAACGAAGACACGUACGCGCCCUUGUUCUGGGGUCUUCGUAAGUUGGCUGGGUUGUCGGAGUACGACAAUCCGCAAGACGAUUGGAAGGCAUGGAGGGCGAAGGCUGAGCUUGAUUACGCGCAGGAUAGGGAUGUCAGGGCUCUGCAGCGCCAGCUCGAAAAACGCGGGAAGGGUAGGGGGGGCUAGGUUUCCUUGUUACUGUAACUCACUGAUGAGUCGAAGCGCAUUGCACGAAGCCCUCGAAUUUCGACCAACCUCGACCCGGCCCAGGACGCGCACUGCAGCGCU